GGCAGCCUGAAGGAGCAGGACUGAUAUAUAAAGACUUUGAGAAGUGACCAGUGCAACAGUUUUGCAGGAAGCUAGGUUUAAAAUGAAGGAACUGCUGAUUGCGACAUUCUUGAUCAUGUUGUCCACGUCUCUUCAAAAAGAAAGUCCUGGUGAUGUAAGUCCAGCGGAGAUUUUUCUUGUGAAGUCCAAGGUGAAGGAAGGUCAAGAAGUGAAAUUUCAGUGCAAAGUUACUGAUGUGAGAACAAAGAGGGUUUAUGCGCACCUCUGCGCGAGUGGUACCACAGUGAAGACAGCAGAACUUGAAAAAACUAAAGAUGGUGUAAUGUUUGUCUUUGACAAAGUUACUGUGAAAGAUUCAGGCUUGUACACCUGCGUUUAUUCUUUGGAGAAAGAUGCUGCAUGUAAGAUGAAUAUAAUAGGAUUUAACUCAGCCUCACUGGAAGUUUCUAAAGGUCCUGGUGAUGUAAGUCCAGCAGAGAUAUUUGUUGCUAACUCCAAGGUGAAGGAAGGUCAAGAAGUGAAAUUUAAGUGCAAAGUUACUGAUGUGAGAGCACAGAUGGUUUAUGUGCACCUCUGCGCGAGUGGUACCACAGUGAAGAUAGCAGAACUUGAAGAAACUAAAGAUGAUGUAAUGUUUGUCUUUGACAAAGUUACUGUGAAAGAUUCAGGCUUGUACACCUGCGUUUAUUCUUUGGAGAAAGAUGCUGCAUGUAAGAUGAAUAUAAUAGGACGUAACUCAGCCUCACUGGAAGUUUCUGACAUUUUGCCAGCGAAGAUUACAGGAGAAAAGAGCUCUUUAAGAGAGGGUGAAGACCUGACGCUGACGUGCAGCAUCACAGGGCAUCAAAGCUGCUCUGAAGUCUAUGUUUACUUGUGUUUAAAUGGAAUCGGGAACAGCACCAGGACAGUGAACUGUAGCAUUAAAUCUACUACUACAACAUUCCUUCUAAAAAAUGUCAAACAACAACAGUCUGGUAACUAUAGCUGUGUGUAUUCGACUUCUAAUUACUCUCUCAGUGAGGUGAGAAAGACUGGAGAAAACUCCAUCUAUGUUGAAGUGCAUGAUCACCAAAUCAGCAAUCUACAGUGGCAUAUCAAUUUUACCAGAAUAUUGAUCUCAGUAGGAGUCAUUCUUUUUGCAUGUAUAAUAGUAAUUUUUGACAUCAUGACAACAGGGCAUAUCUUUGUCCGAGCACCAAUGACCUGA
Molecule: messenger RNA, 1207 nt
Organism: Pygocentrus nattereri (red-bellied piranha)
Lineage: Eukaryota; Metazoa; Chordata; Actinopteri; Characiformes; Serrasalmidae
Exons: 6
Coding region: 83-1207 (374 amino acids)
Source: RefSeq, a predicted model, not a curated record